Messenger RNA from Rhizophagus irregularis DAOM 181602=DAOM 197198, 669 nucleotides. RefSeq lists its product as uncharacterized. The record is from RefSeq and is a predicted model, not a curated record. NCBI's taxonomy places the organism in Eukaryota, Fungi, Glomeromycota, Glomeromycetes, Glomerales, Glomeraceae.
AUGAGUAAUAAUAAUACCAAAAAGUCUAUAGCUGACUUAUUAAAGCCCAAAAAUAAGUAUGUAUAUCCAUGUCAUUGCGUUCUUUGUAAAGGCGCAGAAGUUGAUCCCCGUACACAAGAUAAACAUACAAGAGAUAAUAUUUUAUGGAGAUCAGAUGAUUAUGAUUCAAGAAGAAAUCAAAUGAAUGCUAUUGCAGGAAGAAAACAAAACAAACCUAAUAUUAUCCUCUCAGUUGAAAAAAACCUUGUAGGAGCCAGCUCAAUUAAGAAACGCAAAAGAGACGACAAUCAGCAAAUAUCACCCAUUGAAAACUCAGCCGAUUCGAGUAUCCCAAAUUCAUUUUUAAGUCCCAUUAUGUCGUCAAGUUUGGCUACACCAAAAAAUCCACAACCGGAUACUACUACAUUAGAUAACAUGGUAAAUGAUGCAUCAAAGCCCAAAACCUCAUAUUUUCAUGAUCCAGAAUCUAACAAUGAAAAUAAUAAUGAGUAUGAUAAUAAUAAUAUUUGGGAAAUGGAGUAUGAUGUCAAUGAUAUUUAUAACAUAAAUCAAGAGGAAGAAAGUUCACCUAAAAACAAUAGUGAUAAUGAUGAUGAGGAAUAUCAUAUUUAUAACAUAGAUCAGGAGGGAGAAGGUUUGUUUGCAUCUCCUAUAAUUGAUAGUGAUUAG